AUGAAGCUGUGCAUCAUAGCAGCUGCCUGUCUGGCAGUGGUGAGCUGUGCCAGCAUCUCUCUGGAGGACCUGGAGUUCCACGCUUGGAAACUCAAGUUUGGUAAGGUCUAUGAAAGUCCUGAGGAGGAGGCGUAUCGUAAAAACAUCUGGCUGUCCAGCCGUCGCAGGGUCCUGGCCCACAACAUCCUGGCUGAUCAGGGCAUCCACACCUACCGCAGGGGCAUGAACCAGUUUUCAGACAUGGAUGAGAAAGAGUAUCGCCUGACUCUUCAUGAGAAACAGAUGACCUCUGACUUCCUGAAACAGAUGUCUGAAGCCAAUGCUUUGUCCGCCGUGCAGCAGGGGGGAGCUGUGUUGCCACACUCAGUGGACUGGAGGAAUAAGGGCUGUGUGUCUCGCGUUAGGCAGCAAGGACCCUGUGCCUCCUGCUGGGCCUUCAGUGCGGUCAGUGCAGUGGAAUCUCACACCUGCAUCAAGCACAAGAAACCUCUCACAGAGCUAAGUGUGCAGCAGCUCGUGGACUGUGCCUGGCCAUAUGGAACCCAAGGCUGUCGUGGAGGCUGGACUAACAUGGCCUUCGAUUACAUGCAAAGCAAAGGAUUGGUCAAUGAGACGGAUUACCCAUACCGGUAUUGGAAUUUCCCCUGCCACUUUCCACAAGACGUACCACGUGACAUGAUUGCUGCCAAGGUCACUGGGUUUCUCCAAGUUCCCCCAGGUGAUGAGAGUGCUCUCAAGGAUGUGGUGGCAAAAGAAGGACCUGUGACAGUGUCAGUGGAUGCCAGACACAUCUCUUUCAAAGAUUACACAACUGGUGUGUACCAUGAAUCUGCAUGCUCAAGCGACGGCAGCAACCCAACCCAUGUCAUGCUGGUGGUGGGCUAUGGGACUGACGUGAUCAAGACUGGUUCUCAAGUCAAACGUAUGAACUACUGGUUGGUGAAGAACAGCUGGGAUGUUACUUGGGGAGACCAGGGCUAUAUCAAGAUGGCCAGGGACAUGGGCAAUAACUGUGGAAUUGCCUCGUAUGCUGUUUACCCAACAGUAUAGAAUAUGAUGAUGUGCAGAGGCCAUAGAGGACUUGAGAUGAGAAAUAGCAGUCACUCCACAUUCAGUUC
Messenger RNA from Engraulis encrasicolus (European anchovy), 1118 nucleotides. RefSeq names its product procathepsin L-like. Lineage: Eukaryota; Metazoa; Chordata; Actinopteri; Clupeiformes; Engraulidae. The record is from RefSeq and is a predicted model, not a curated record. The transcript is spliced from 8 exons. Gene Ontology annotation, biological process: immune response; positive regulation of apoptotic signaling pathway; positive regulation of peptidase activity. Gene Ontology annotation, molecular function: cysteine-type endopeptidase activator activity involved in apoptotic process; cysteine-type endopeptidase activity. Gene Ontology annotation, cellular component: lysosome. Bases 1 to 1050 code for a protein of 349 amino acids.